AGAGGGACAGGGACCCUGGCUAGAAGGGAUACUGUGUGUUCUACAGCAUUGGGCCAGAGCCAGCAGGGUAGAAGAGGCAGAAGGCUUGCUGUAGGCACUUCCCAGGGUCAUGGUCUCGGUUCCUGGCAUGCAGCCCUGAUCCUGGGGCAUAUCUGCCAGCUUCCGCCUGUGCUGGUAUAGGUGACAAGCACUUGGCCACUCAGGCUGUGCUGGCUAGGCACAAUGCAUCACAACGAGGGGGGCCCUUUAGGGGCCUCAGGCUGGAGGGAAGAAGGCAAUUCUAGAUCAUGUCCCAUUACAUUUGGUUUGCAUGGCCAUCCCUACCAGGUGACAUAAGCACUGACCAGGCCAGCUUCGUGUCCUUCCCCAGGGCCUGUCCUUCUUCUAGCACCUGUGGUUGGAGGGUUAGUGUCCUUGGACGGGCUUGGGGGAGGGCUGGUGGCUGCUGGUUAAAUUUAGAGUAGCAUGUGUGCUGCCUGAAGUCCACCUGCUACCGCUGCUGCUGCUCGGCCCUGUUGGGAGGAGGCAGGCAGGGGCAGGCUCUGCCUGGGCCAAGCCUAUAUUAAUCUGUGCUCUGGCCUAAGGGCCAGAAAGGCCAGUGAGAGGGAGGCCACCUUGUUAUCAGGGCCAAGAGAUCAGAGGUGAGUGCCUCCGCACAGGGCCUCGAGUGGUGUUUCUUCCAGCCUGCAGGGACAGAGGGAUCAAGGCUCACCUCAGGCCUUCCUAGCUGCCUACUGUCCAGCUGAGAAGUCAGGCCCUCAGCCUGAGCCACAGAUGGGUCCAGGGGCUUAGAUACUCAGUGCUGAGCUUGACCUAUAAGGCCAGUGGGAGUGGGGCUCUAUGGGCCUAUCAGAGCUCACUUCCUGUUCUCUACCAAUCAGGAGCAAGAAGGAAGAGGACUUAGUUACCCUUGGCCUGGGUUGUGGCCCUAAGGGCAACCUCAGGCUGAUGUGUAUAGAGGGUAUGAGGGCAGCCCAGGGUGAGGUGUCCAGGACGAGAUGUCCUGUCUCCAGGCUCUUCCCCUCCCCCCAAACCCUUGCAGUGCUCAUCAGGGACCAAGGUCCAACCGUAACACUGACAGUCCCCAUGGAACCCAGAGACCAGACACCUCCCUUCCCUCCCUCCGUGCUCCCCAGAUAUAGGGAGCCUGGCAUAGGUACCUAGGAGAAGGAGAUACAAUCCACUUGCUUAAGUAAAGAUGGUGUGUGUGUGUCAGGUCGGAGAGGGCUAGGCCUCAGCUGGCCCUCGCUAGGGUCAGGCUCCAGUAGUUCCUGGCUCUGUUCUUAAUAGACGCGGUUGUUGAAUGCUCUCUUCCCCUCAUCUCCAGUGUGUCAGAUCUUGAGCCAUCCGUCUGUCCCUACUCCCCAAGUGGGUCUCCUGCUCCCUCACUGGGACAUUAGGCGGCACUGGGCCUCGCCCCAAGCCCCGCCUGCCGCCUUACCACCUCCCUCUGCCUCCCUGGGGCAGAUCUGUGCCCAGACUGGUGGGGCGGGGCCCAGGGUGCUGCAGCUCCUUUAGUCCUUUCUGCCCCUUUCGGUAGGACCAGAAGCCUGUGGUGCAGAGGGUGGUGUCUUACCUCAGCAGACUUCCCCUUUCCCAGCCCUGAUUCCACGUCUGGACCGGUCUACUUCCCGAGCCAGUAUCCUGCCUGGUCUGAGCAGUCAUGGCCUCAAGAGCGAAUGAUCAAAGCCAGGCUUCAAGGAAUGGACUGAAAGGGAAGGUGUUAACUCUGGAUACCAUGAACCCGUGUGUGCGGAGGAUGGAGUAUGCCGUUCGAGGACCCAUAGUGCAUCGUGCCUUGGAGCUGGAGCAGGAGCUGCGUCAGGGUGUGAAGAAGCCCUUUACUGAAGUCAUCCAUGCCAACAUUGGCGAUGCACAGGCCAUGGGGCAAAGACCCAUUACCUUCUUCCGCCAGGUCCUAGCACUUUGUGUCUACCCCAAACUUAUGAGCAGUCCCGACUUCCCAGAGGAUGUCAAGAGAAGGGCAGAACGCAUCUUGCAGGCAUGCGGGGGCCAGAGCCUGGGUGCCUAUACCAUUAGCUCUGGCAUCCAGCUGAUCCGGGAAGAUGUGGCACAGUACAUUGAGAGGCGAGAUGGAGGCAUCCCUGCAGACCCAAACAACAUAUUUCUGUCCACUGGGGCCAGCGACGCCAUUGUGACAGUGCUCAAGCUGUUGGUGGCCGGUGAAGGCCGCGCGCGAACAGGUGUGCUCAUUCCCAUUCCUCAGUACCCACUGUACUCGGCUGCUCUGGCUGAGCUGGACGCCGUGCAGGUGGACUACUACCUGGACGAAGAGCGUGCCUGGUCUCUAGACAUCGCGGAGCUGCGGCGCGCUCUGUGCCAGGCACGUGACCGCUGCUGCCCUCGCGUUCUGUGCGUCAUCAACCCUGGCAACCCGACUGGGCAGGUGCAGACCCGUGAAUGCAUCGAGGCUGUGAUCCGCUUUGCUUUCGAAGAGGGACUCUUCCUGAUGGCUGAUGAGGUAUACCAGGACAACGUGUACGCCGAGGGCUCUCAGUUCCAUUCAUUCAAGAAGGUGCUCACGGAGAUGGGGCCGCCGUACGCGACGCAGCAGGAGCUUGCUUCCUUCCACUCGGUCUCGAAGGGCUACAUGGGCGAGUGCGGGUUCCGUGGUGGCUAUGUGGAAGUGGUAAACAUGGAUGCGGAGGUGCAGAAACAGAUGGCCAAACUGAUGAGUGUACGGCUGUGCCCACCAGUGCCGGGCCAGGCCCUACUGGACAUGGUGGUCAGUCCACCAGCACCCUCUGAGCCAUCCUUCAAGCAGUUUCAAGCAGAGAGGCAGGAGGUGCUGGCUGAGCUGGCAGCCAAGGCUAAACUCACCGAGCAGGUCUUCAACGCGGCCCCCGGGAUCCGCUGCAACCCAGUGCAGGGCGCAAUGUACUCCUUCCCUCGAGUGCAGCUGCCCCCGCGGGCAGUGCAGCGUGCCCAGGAACUGGGCCUGGCCCCUGACAUGUUCUUCUGCCUGUGCCUCCUGGAGGAGACUGGCAUCUGUGUGAUCCCUGGAAGUGGCUUUGGGCAACAGGAAGGCACUUAUCACUUCCGGAUGACCAUUCUGCCCCCCAUUGAGAAGCUGCGGCUGCUGUUGGAAAAACUGAGGCAUUUCCAUGCUAAGUUCACCAAGGAGUACUCCUAGCUCACACUGGACGGCCUGUGACUGAAUCAGCUGAGGGUCCUUGGGAGCCUUCAGUAUUUGCUGCUUUUGCCUAGGGUCUGGGCGCCUGUCCCUGCAGGUCCCUAAUAAAGCUGGGUGUCAGCCCGACUUGAAGUGGC
Microtus ochrogaster (prairie vole) is the source of this 3291-nucleotide messenger RNA. RefSeq names its product glutamic--pyruvic transaminase (gene Gpt). The record is from RefSeq and is a predicted model, not a curated record. Gene Ontology annotation, biological process: biosynthetic process. Gene Ontology annotation, molecular function: pyridoxal phosphate binding; transaminase activity. Lineage: Eukaryota; Metazoa; Chordata; Mammalia; Rodentia; Cricetidae.